AUGCGGAACCUCAAUGGGUACGAGAUCAAUGGACGCAACCUCCGGGUGGACUUUGUCGAUGGUAAGGACAAGUCUGGAGGGUCCGAACGAAAACGUCACGAGACUGGAAGCCAAUCUCGACAUGGAGGAGCUACUGGUAGCAACUUUUGGGGCGAGGGCGGGCACCCGACGAUGGGGACUGGAGAGAUGGCGAUCCAUGCAAUCGAGUCGGCCAUCUCUCGGUUCGGACCAAGUUUCAAGACACUACAGAUCUCCAUUCCGUCGUCAACAGAGACACAAGCAGUGUUGCUGGCCCCUCCUCCCAUGAUGCACCAACCACCACCCAUGGCAGGAAGGAUGAUGCAGCAACCGCUACGGCCAUCUAUGGGCGGGUCUGCGGUAUCUAGUUCUGGUAUUCUAGGUAUGGCCCCGCCAGGUGUUCGGUCGGCUAUGCCAGGAGCGUCAGCAAAAGCUGGUGGUACGCGAUGGAGUGCACGACCGGGGCCUUUGGCUGCUCAGGCGACGAGUGCCGCUAUGACCAACAGACCCGCCCCUGCUUCUAGCCCGAUGCACACUCAGUCUAAAUCAAGCUUGAUGCCCACACCAACUGUACCAGCACAUUCGAGCGAACCGCCUAGCAGUAACUUGGCGCACGCUAGUCGCGAUCCUUGUCGAGCAGGAAGAGGAGAUCCACGUGCAGCCAAGAGACCGUAUUCCGCUGGCGAAGGACCGGUAGCGCCUACACAAGGAGACCACGACGCUCUGAAGCGCGUCAAGUCCAGCGGUGCAGGCGGCGAUAGCGCUUCAACUGGUCAUUUUGACGCUAUCGCUGAACUUGCGCGCAACACGACCCCACAAAACCUCGACAUGCUGCCACCAAACGAACGGCAGAUGCUGCUGGCUUUCAUGCAGCAGAACAAUAUUCCAUUUGGAACGGGACAAAGUGUUUAUGAUGGUAUUCAAGUUCAUCAGGGUGCUUAA
Molecule: messenger RNA, 960 nt
Organism: Peronospora matthiolae
Lineage: Eukaryota; Oomycota; Peronosporomycetes; Peronosporales; Peronosporaceae
Source: the annotation of a GenBank genome assembly